UUAAAGCAUUGGGGUUUUUUUUAUUAAAAAAUAAUAAUAAUGUAACUAGUGCAUUUUUGGCUUUGGAUCAUGACGGCCUUGUUAGCUCAUUAAAUAAAAAAAGUACACUCAAUUCCACCAAAAGUCUGAAGCAUAAGCAUAUCAAGAAGGCAAAAACGGCAAACGCACAUUAGCUGCAGUUAGUUGUUCACCGCUUGGUACUCGUCUCUUUGUUAUUGUUUUAAAAUCGUAUAUGAAACGCCGAGAUUGACAACACUGAGUUUUUCCCCGUUUGUUUAAAUUAACCUUUUUUUAAAAUAUAUUUAUAUAAAAAAACAACGAUAGCUCGUAGCGAAUUGUAAGAGAAUUGUUACAACCGGCUGGAAAGUCAUGUCGGACAUCAAGUCCUUUUUCCACCAGUGGUGCGUCAAAAAGAGCGUGGAACCGGCUUUUGACAUCAGGCCGACGGGGCCGAAGCACCGGCAGAGGUUCUUGUGCGAAGUCCGUGUACCCGGCUACAACUACGUCGGUGCUGGGAAUUCGACGACGAAAAAAGACGCCCAGUUCAACGCAGCUCGGGACUUCGUACAGUACAUGGUCAGGCAAGGGCUCAUUUUGCCCAACGAACUUCCACAAGAAUUGGCAACAAAACAUGGUGAAAACAUUCUAAGCAGUGAUUCGGCAGAUGGAACACAGCAUUCAUCCGGUAUUUUAUCCCGUCCCGUCUUUCAGCCGGGCAUGGGACCAGAUACAAUGGGCCAGGCGUAUACUCCUUUCCAAAAAGGAAAUGGACCCCAGACAUAUAUUGAUGUCAUUGCUGAACAAAAACGUGUUGAAGAGGCCGAGGAGGUUGAUGUCAAUGCUGCUAUUCAUGGCAACUGGACCAUAGAAAAUGCCAAAUCUAAACUUCAUCAGUUUAUGCAAGUUAACAAAAUAGUUGCAGAUUAUAAAUAUACUGUCGUUGGACCAGAUCAUAACAGAGGUUUUGUUGCUGAGAUGACCAUUCCUUGCAAAAAGUUAGGACGUUCCGUCACUGGAAGAGAAACAGGAUCUAAUAAACAAACAGCGUCAAAAAGCUGCGCUCUUAGCAUAGUAAGACAGUUGUACCAUUUGGGUGUGAUUGAAGCCUUUUCUGGCACACUCAAAAAAGCGGCUAAUGAGCAAAUUCCUGCCUACGAAGCAAACGUUGAUCCACAACUGGUCGAAAGGAUAAUGAACCUUCUUAAUAAACUCCAGAUAAACCCACCAACUAUUACUGGGCCUGGAACUCCUGAGGAGCCUGUUUCGCUCGUUACCAGUCAAGUGCUCACUGAGUUUGUCACACAGCGAAAACAAAUGGCAGGUGUUGUGUCUUGGUCGCCGCCUGUGGAAAACUGGAAUCCUUGGCUUGGCUGUAAUAUCGACGAAGGGCCUUUAGCAACUGCGACAUUAGAUAACAUCAGCUCGGAUUUAUAUGCUGGGCAAAGAGAGAGAAUGCAAGGCGAUAAAGAAUUACAAAGGUUCAAAAGUGAAAGGGAAAAUCUUCCUGUGUUUUCAAUGAGAGGUCCAAUUAUGGAGGCUAUUAAUGAAAAUCCAGUGAUAAUUAUUAGAGGAAGCACCGGUUGUGGAAAAACUACCCAAGUGUGUCAAUUCAUACUUGAUGAUUACAUCGAGUCUGGACAAGGCGCUUAUUGCAAUAUUGUCGUUACUCAACCUCGAAGAAUAUCCGCGAUAUCAGUUGCCGACAGAGUUGCUUCAGAAAGAAUUGAAGAUCUGGGACAGAGUUGUGGAUAUUCCGUCAGAUUUGAAUCUUGCCUGCCCCGACCUUAUGGGGCAAUCUUGUUUUGCACAAUCGGUGUCUUAUUAAGGAAAAUUGAAAAUGGUCUUAGAGGUGUAUCACAUUUGAUAAUUGACGAGAUUCACGAACGAGAUGUUAACACAGAUUUUCUCCUUGUGGUUGUAAGGGAUAUGGUCCACACUUAUCCAGAUCUAAGAGUAAUUCUCAUGUCUGCCACUAUCGACACAUCGCUAUUUUCAAACUACUUUAACAAUUGCCCUGUUAUUGAAGUGCCAGGAAGAGGAUUUCCUGUUAAAUCUUACUUUCUCGAGGACAUAAUUGAAAUGCUAAAUUUCUUACCACCUCCAGACAUGCGUAAAAAGAAGGGGGGAGACAAAGACAGAGAUGAUGAUUUUGGAAUGGUUGAUGAUGAUGAAAAUAUGAAUUUAAAAAUAGAACCUCAUUAUAAAAACAGCACUAAAACAGCAAUGGCCAAAUUAAGUGAAAAAGAUGUCAGCUUUGAACUUAUAGAAGCAUUACUGAAACACUGUAAAGGAUGUGGAAUACAAGGGGCUGUGCUUGUUUUUCUUCCUGGCUGGAAUGUUAUUUUUGCUUUAUUGCGGUACUUACAACAGCAUCCUAUUUUCAGUGGUCCCGGAUUUUUAAUCCUGCCGCUCCAUUCUCAAAUUCCACGUGAAGACCAAAGAAGAGUGUUUCAACCGGUUCCCGAUGGUGUCAUGAAGAUAAUACUGUCGACAAACAUUGCAGAAACAUCGAUUACGAUUAAUGAUGUGGUUUUCGUCAUAGAUGUUUGCAAAUCAAAAAUUAAACUUUUUACAUCUCACAACAAUAUGACAAACUAUGCCACGGUGUGGUGUUCAAAGACAAACUUGGAACAGAGGAAAGGAAGGGCUGGCCGUGUCCGGGAAGGAUAUGCUUUCCAUCUUCUUUCCAAGGCUAGAUACGCAAAACUUGAGGAACACAUGACUCCUGAAAUGUUUAGAACUCCUCUACAUCAACUGGCACUCUCAAUUAAACUCCUUAAGCUUGGAGCUAUUGGCCAGUUUUUAAGUAAAGCUUUGGAACCUCCUCCUAUAGAUGCAGUUAUCGAAGCUGAAAUGAUAUUAAGAGAAAUGAAUUGUUUGGACAACGCCGAUGAACUCACACCUCUUGGAAGGAUCCUUGCAAGGCUUCCAAUUGAACCUAGACUUGGAAAGAUGAUGAUUGUUGGUUGUAUUUUUCAAGUCGGCGAUGGCCUUGCGACAAUUGCAGCUAACAGUUCUACAUUUCCAGAAGUAUUCAUUACAGAACGACGUUUAUCCGGUCUUCAGAGAUCAUUUGCUGGUACAAGGUUUUCUGAUCACAUUGCCAUGUUGAAUGUAUAUAUUCAGUUUGCCAAAGCAGCUAAUAGAGGCAUUGAAGCGGAAUUGGCAUUCGGCGAACAAAAGCAAGUCUCUUUGCCUACCCUGAAAGUCACUGCUGAUGCUAAAGCUCAGUUGAAAGAUUUGCUUAUAUCUUGCGGAUUCCCAGAUGAAUGUUUACAGCCUAUGUAUUACCAUUUUAAUGACUUUGAUGAAAAUUUGGACAUGAUCGUAGCCCUAUUGUGCAUGGGGCUUUAUCCAAAUGUUUGUUACCAUAAAGAAAAACGGAAGGUGUUAACAACAGAAUCAAAACCUGCUUUGGUUCACAAGACUUCAGUCAACUGCACAAAGUUUGAGACCAGAUUUCCCUCUCCAUUUUUUGUAUUUGGAGAAAAGAUCAGGACAAGGGCAGUUUCUUGCAAGCAGACAACUAUGGUAUCACCUAUACAUCUUCUAUUGUUUGGUUCUAGAAAAGUUGAAUUAGUAAAUAACUGUAUCCGCCUUGACAAUUGGGUAAAUCUUCAAAUGCCCCCCGAGGUUGCAGCUGCGAUUGUAAGCCUCAGGCCUGCACUCGAGAGCCUGGUAGUCAAAGCGAGUCAAGAUCCUGGAGAGAUCUUAUCAUUCUCAGAUGUUGAUAGAGAAAUUAUUGCUGUGAUCAAAGAACUGUGCCAAAUGAAUGCUGGCCGGUACAACCUCACGCAGUACGAGAUGACAAAAGGCAUCAAGAGAGGAUACUUGGAUGAGUCAGAUGAAGCACCAAGACCUAAACAAGGUUUUAAUAGAGGCGGAGCCAGUGGCAGCUACAGAGGCAGAGGUUCAUUCCGAGGGCAAUGGGGGGGAUAUGGAGGUGGUAGAGGAAGAUACUUCGCAAGUGGACAAGGAGGCUUUGACAGGGCGAACACAAAUGACAUGACUGUUAAAAAAGAAAGUUUCUGGAAAAACUAUUAGAAAUAAUAUUUUAUAUCUAACUUCUUUUAAGUGUUUCUAACUUAUAAAGCCUUUAUUAUAUUUAGCUGUGGAGUGUAUUUAUUUUAUUUGACUUUUUUUUAAUAUGUCACUUGUUUUUAUGAUAAUACAAUAAUUCUGGUUUGUGUAGUUAUUGGAUAUGUGGUCCAAUAACACUAACUCAAUACACAAACCUGAAUAUAAUCAAUGUUGGUCAAUAAUGGAAUAACAUAAUAAAUAAAAGCAAUUUUAAUAAUUUCUUUGUUGUUGCACAUGUAUAAAUGUUUAUUUUAUUUUUAUGUAACUCAUCUAGAGACUCAAUAUAAAACUACUAAAUUCAUCAAGGUUAAAUACCCUCAGCCAUUAAAAAUUUUCCAAUUGUUUAAUAUAUUUUAUUGAUAUAUCAUGAAAAAGAAUAAAUAAGAAAAUGAUUGUUUUAUUGUUUGAAUUGCAAGGAAAAAGAAUCUUCAUUUAGAAGUUAAAUAUUAUUGUUUCAUUUGAAAAAGUAUUGUAAAAGUAGACUUAAUGUAGACUGUCAAUAAAGCUUGUAACAUAUAAUAAAAAUAAAAUAGCCAAAGCAAUUACAUUUUUGUUAAUAAAAGUUAAAAUUUGGA
Cimex lectularius (bed bug) is the source of this 4655-nucleotide messenger RNA. It is a transcript of the gene mle, whose product is annotated as dosage compensation regulator. Gene Ontology annotation, cellular component: ribonucleoprotein complex; nucleolus; intracellular anatomical structure. Bases 370 to 4044 code for a protein of 1224 amino acids. Gene Ontology annotation, molecular function: double-stranded RNA binding; ATP binding; 3'-5' DNA helicase activity. Lineage: Eukaryota; Metazoa; Arthropoda; Insecta; Hemiptera; Cimicidae. The record is from RefSeq and is a predicted model, not a curated record. Gene Ontology annotation, biological process: regulation of mRNA processing; positive regulation of transcription by RNA polymerase II. The transcript has 22 exons.